Lodderomyces theae is the source of this 1176-nucleotide messenger RNA. It is a transcript of the gene TOM40, whose product is annotated as Tom40p. Bases 1 to 1176 code for a protein of 391 amino acids. Gene Ontology annotation, biological process: protein import into mitochondrial matrix. Gene Ontology annotation, cellular component: mitochondrial outer membrane; mitochondrial outer membrane translocase complex. The record is from RefSeq and is a predicted model, not a curated record. The transcript has a single exon. Gene Ontology annotation, molecular function: transmembrane protein transporter activity. NCBI's taxonomy places the organism in Eukaryota, Fungi, Ascomycota, Pichiomycetes, Serinales, Debaryomycetaceae.
AUGUCAGCUCCACAACCACAGCACACUCCAGUGCCAAUUAACGAUAUCUCCAAAUUGGCCAUUCCUACAUUACCUAGCGUCACCCCACCACCACCAAAGCAAAACUCAUUUUGGUCAUCCAACCCAGUCUUUUCAUACUUGAACGAUGUCCACAACGCCAUAAGCGAGCACCGUGCCAACUUGGGAUUGACCAACCCAGGAACCAUUGAAAACUUGAACAAGGAAGUGAGCAGAGAUGUGUUUUUGAAUCAAUACUUUUUCACUGGGUUGAGAGCUGAUUUGAACAAGGCCUUUUCCAUGUCGCCAGCUUUCCAAACUUCUCACACGUUGAGUUUGGGAUCGCAAGUAUUGCCUCCUUAUGCAUUCAGUGCCUUGUUUGCCGCUGAUGAUUACUUCUUACAGGGAAACAUUGAUAAUGAUUUGAGUUUUAGUGGAAGAAUCAAUUAUGGAUGGGACAAGGCCAACAUUUCUAAAAUCACUUUGCAAUUGGCUCAAUCACAGCCAGCUAUGGUUCAAUUAGAACAAGAUUAUCAAGCUAAUGACUUCUCCAUCAAUUUGAAAACAUUGAAUCCAAGUUUCUUGUACGAUGGAUUUUCCGGAGUUGCAGUUGCAUCGUUGUUGCAAAGCAUAACUCCAAAAUUCGCUCUUGGCUUAGAAGCAAUGUACUCUAAACAACCAUUGGCUCCCCCAGACACUGCAGUUUCGUACGUUGCUCGUUACAAUAACCCCGGAAAAUGGGUUGCCUCGGCCCAAUUCCAAGGUCAAGGUGCAUUGGUUGCUUCAUUCUGGAGAAAAGUCAGCGACAAGGUUGAAGCUGGUUUGGAAACUCAAAUUGCCGCUUCCGUCAAACAAGUUGCUGAUCCAUUGAUGGGUAUUGGAUUCGAGCCAGUUGUUGAGGGAACCACAACCAUUGGUGCCAAAUACGAAUACAGAACCGCUGUUUUCAGAGGUCAGUUGGACUCCAAGGGGAAAGUUGCAGCAUUUUUAGAAAAGAGAAUCUUGCCUACUGUUAGUGUAUUGUUUAGUGGUGAAAUUGAUCAAUUCAAGAACACUUCAAGAUUGGGUUUGGGUUUGCAAUUUGAGGCUGCCGGUAAUGAGCAAUUGUUGUUGAUGCAACAAGGAUUGGUUGAUGCUAAUGGAAACCCAGUUCCUGGUGCUCCAGCUCCCGCUUUAUAA